CAGCGACAGUGUUCUUGUGUUUCACAACACUGUUACACUCCUCAGCGCACAGACAAUAUUACGGGCUUGUUGGAUUUAUCUGUGCAUAAAUACUUAUGCAUUUUUCAAGCAGCAGUAUUUUGCAGUAGCGUCGAGGUUGUGCCAAAUGUCCAAGUUGUUGUGAUGCUUUUGGGUUAGAACAUUUUUUCGUAAUUUUGCACUGUUUACAUGUGCUACGCCUAAGCUGCUUUGUGAGAAUACGACUGAGUUUGGGCGUGUGCUUUCUUGAGACAAUACCAACCCCGAGCCAUCGCAACUAUGAGAUUUCUUUGUUCGGUAAUCAUCUUGGCGAUUUGUACAUUAGUUGCAUCUCAGAGGACACCAACUAUCUCAUAUAUCUCACAGGAACAAAUAAAAGAUAUUGGAGGAACAGUAGAGUUGGAAUGUUCUGUUCAGUAUGCCCAGGACUACCCUGUCUUAUGGAUGAGGAUUGAUCGUAGCAGACAGUCUGAUGGUCUUCCUAUAUCCACAGGAAGUACACUCAUUAUUCGAGACAGUCGUUUUGCUCUGAGAUAUGAUACGGCAAGCUCAACAUAUACAUUGCAGAUAAAGGAUAUCCAAGAAACAGAUGCUGGCUAUUAUCAGUGUCAAGUGCUGAUCUCUCUCAACAACAGAAUAUCAGCAGAAGUUGAUUUGCAAGUCCGUCGCCCACCGGUCAUUUCUGAUAAUUCGACACGUUCACUUGUAGUUAGCGAGGGGCAGGCGGUAAAGCUCGAUUGCUAUGCAGGUGGUUAUCCUCCUCCAAGAAUUUCAUGGCGUAGGGAAAACAAUGCCAUCCUGCCCACAGGUGGAUCAAUUUACAGAGGGAAUGUUCUGAAGAUUGCAAAUAUUCGUAAAGAGGAUAGGGGGACAUACUACUGUGUGGCCGAGAAUGGUGUGGGCAAAGGUGCAAGAAGGAACAUUGCUGUUGAAGUUGAAUUUGCUCCAGUGAUUUCAGCUCCACGCCCAAGGCUUGGACAGGCACUUCAAUAUGAUAUGGAUCUCGAGUGUCAUGUUGAAGCAUACCCGCCUCCUGCAAUUGUGUGGAUCAAGGAUGAUGUUCAGCUGUCAAAUAAUCAACAUUACAGCAUUUCCCAUUUUGCCACUGCUGAUGAAUUUACUGAUACGACAAUCCGCAUCAUAACAAUUGAGAAGCGGCAGUAUGGCCAGUAUGUGUGCAAGGCUGCAAACAAAUUGGGAACUGCAGAAGCAAGAGUAGAACUGUUUGAGUCUAUAAUCCCGGUGUGUCCACCGGCUUGCGGUCAGUCUCGGACUAGUGAUGCUGCUCAGAUCUCGGCAAGCAUGGCCCCUAUUCUCAUCACUGUCCUCGUAUUUUUCCUGCAUCGAAAUUUCAACGCCAAAUAUUAAUUACCCUGGCCUGAUAUGGGACAGCUCAGGAGGGAAUGUAAGUCAUGAACAUGGACUCAUUUUUACAAUGUUGGCAGCUAGACUAGUGUCAUUUGUGUGUAUUUGAAGUUGUUUAUUGUUCUUAGUAUUUUUUUUAUUAACAUUCUUUCUCCCAACUUGCUCGUACGUGUAGAGUGUAUACUGUAUGUAAAUUUUAGGUCAGUCCAUGUUUAUUAUUAGUAGUAGUAAUUUUAUUACGAUUUUUAUUAUUUGCACCUUAUUUUCUCAGCUAUUGACAGUUCUUUGCAGACCUAAUUUUUAAUUUUAUACUUAAGGAUAGUUCUUAAUUGACCGUGUUAUAAAUUAAUUUAUAAACUAGUUUGUGCUAUGAGAUUGUGAAUAUUUUUUAAAUGACUAAAAUUAUCUUGAUAUGAAUUUUAAUAUACAUCACAGUUUUGGAUAUUCUUCCAAAAAAGGUUCAGUUCAUGUUGUACCACACAGGCAAACAAUCAAAUGCCAUUUUAUAUUUUUAUGAUAACACAUCAGAAUAUUGUAAAAUUUUAUAACGAUAUUGUUUAUUUGUAAUUGAUAUGUGUAGAUAAUACUGUAGUAUACAUUUUUUACACUUUAUGUGACUGAAUCAUGUACUACAAAAGUGUCAGUCUCUAACAAGUACCUUCUAUGGUUUUAUGUUUCACUUGGCGUUAUUUACCGAUGAGAAAUGCCGUGAAAGUGACAGAAAGUAUGAGAUUAAUAUGUAAUACUCCUCUGCAACCAGUUCUUAAUGUGAGAGCAGUUUAUUGAAGAAUAUUAAAUCUUCAUACUCACCGCUGUGAAAACCUCAAAUCUUACAUAUUAAAUCUUACUUUUCCGUUUCAUUGGUCGGUCGGAAAAGUAGGAAGUACGAAUUUGAAGAUUGCCA
This is a messenger RNA of Zootermopsis nevadensis, 2287 nucleotides long. The record is from RefSeq and is a predicted model, not a curated record. NCBI's taxonomy places the organism in Eukaryota, Metazoa, Arthropoda, Insecta, Blattodea, Termopsidae.